UGACACCCCCUUCAGCAAAAGAUGCAGUACAGUUUGUAUGUAAUCAAAAUAUUAAUAGCAUAUAUACGUUUUCAUAUCUUCUGAAUCAAAACCAUGUCCAGUUCAUCAUUGGAUUCUGACGAUGGUAGGAUCAGAGUGGGCAAGCCCAUUGGUCGUCACAGGACGACACAUCAUAUUGGUGGAGGGAAAAAUAUACAUCACAUUCUUGGUGGAGGAAAAGUUGCAGAUGUGUUGUUGUGGAAGGACAAAAAAGUAUCAGCAGCAAUUCUGAUGGGGAUUUCAAUAAUAUGGUUUCUUUUUGAGGUUGUUGAAUACAAUUUCUUGACCUUGCUCUGCCACCUCAUCAUCUCCACCAUUCUCAUCAUCUUCAUUUGGAAUAAGGUUGCAGACAGUUUCCAAUGGAAUCCUCCAAGGAUCCCUGAAUUUUUCUUGGAUAAAUACACGUUCAGAGAAGUUGCCGACAUCUUCCAUGCAAAAAUGGACCAGUUUGAGUCCAACUUCUUUUAUGUUGCCUGUGGAAAUGAUUUCAGACACUUCAUUCUGGCAAUUGGUUCUCUCUGGAUGCUAUCAAUAAUUGGAAACUAUAUCAGCACCUUGAAUCUUCUGUUUUUUGGGUGUCUCUGCUUGGAAACACUGCCAUAUCUGUACGACCUGUAUCAGGAGGAAGUUGAUUAUUAUGUUGGCCGAGUGAACCGCAGGAUGAGGAAGUCAUACAAGAAGUUCGACAAGGAAGUUCUUACGAAAAUUCCAAGAGGGCCAGUUAAAGAACACAAAGACAAAUAAAAACACAAAGUGCACAUAUUUUGGUGGAAUAUUCACAUUAUUUAAAUUUCACUGUAAAUAAAGCUGUAAAUUUGUUGUACAAUAUUUGAAAUCGAAAUGAAAGGUGGUUGUGCUUGUGAAACUAA
Molecule: messenger RNA, 908 nt
Organism: Camellia sinensis
Lineage: Eukaryota; Viridiplantae; Streptophyta; Magnoliopsida; Ericales; Theaceae
Product: reticulon-like protein B9
Biological process (GO): response to bacterium
Source: RefSeq, a predicted model, not a curated record